AUGGUCGAAGGAGACGAGAUGGGCGUACUUAUCCCUGAGUUGGUGGGGCUGGCGAGGCCGCGGGUCUGGCGGAACCUCCUGCUGGGGACCGUGGGCGUCAUGCUCAUCGUCGCCGCCGCCAUCGGGAUCGUCAUCCCACACGCAGGUAGGAACAGCUCAGGUUCCGUGGAAGAGAACGGCAGCCCCAUCCCUCUCACCUCGGCGCUCACGGCCACUCCCGGAGGCAUAGACCUGGCCGAGGUGCUCAAUGGGACUUUCUCCGCGAACUCCUUCAACGGAACCUGGAUUUCCGGUGAGUCUGGCUUCAGACAACGAAUUCCUGUUCCGCAGCGAGAACGGCGCCCUCAAAAUGUUCACCGUCGAGACGCAGUCCACGAGGAACUGGUCAGCCAGGAGAUCAUGGCGGAGUGGCGUCCCUUCAAGUACAGUCUGUCCCCAAGCAGGAAAUUCCUUUUGGUUGUCCAUGAUGUGCAGAAUUGCUUUCAUCCGCAUAAUUUAUUUUAUUGCCUUCCAGCUGUUCCGUUACUCCUACUCGCCCGCCACACCAUUCUUAACCUUGAGACCGGGGAGUCCAUCCCUCUGGCGCCCCAGCGGGUUCGGUCCAGGAAUGACCAGCCGCCGCUUCUAUAUGCCACCUGGGCGCCCACUGACGACGCCCUCGCCUUCGUGUCUCACAAUGACCUUUACUACACCACUGGCCCCGACUUGGCCACCAUGUACAGGCUGACUGAUACUGGCCAGAUCGGUAGCAUCUUUAACGGCAUCCCCGACUGGGUGUAUGAAGAGGAAAUCCUGAGCUCCAACUCCGCGCUGUGGUUCGGCCCCAACGGCCUGCGACUCGCCUUCGCCACCUUCAACGACUCCCGCGUCGACACCAUGAACUUCCCUCUCUACGGUCGUCCAGGAGACCUCUCGUUCCAGUACCCCAUCCACAGUCCAUUAAAUACCCAAAGCCCGGUCGAUUCAACCCCGUGUCGACCUGUGGUGGUGGACCUCGCCAAGCUCAUCAGUGGAAGCAGCGACACAGUAACGCGCUUGCCUCCGCCUGCAACCCUGUCGAACGUGGACCAUUACUUCACCCACGGUGGGCUGGGCCUCGCCCGACUUCGUAAUGUGAACAUCCUGAGCAUCUGCCAGGCUGAGUCGGGCGUGUGCUCGGACGACCUCGUCCACGAGUCUCCGGACAAGGCAUGGAACGACCUCUAUACUCCUCCCAUGUUCGACGAGGCCAACGGCGACACUUACCUGAUUAUUCUACCCACGUUCCAGGGCGACAGGGGACACUUCAAGCACAUUAAUUUCCGACGAUCAUCGGAUAAGACCUUAACUCCACUGACCACUGGCACUUACGAGGUUGUAGACAUUCUUUCAUGGGACCGCAAGAACCAUAUUGUGUACUUCACAGCUGCCCCAUCAGGAAGACCAGGACAGCGUCACAUUUAUUAUGUUGGCGACUUGUCAUCACCUCAACCGAAACAGGCUUACUGCAUCACCUGUGGCUUCAAGAAUGAUUUUAAUCGCAGAGAUGAGCAAAGACGGUACUUAUUAUGUUUGACAUGUGGAGGACCAGGUAUUCCCCAAGUCACUCUGCAUCGUGCAUCUGACCACUCAAGGCUCAGGCUUAUUGAGGAUAACCAAGAGGUUCGUGAGCGGCUCCUUGACCGUUCCUUGCCCCUGGAGAAGCGCUUGGAAAUUGACGUUGCAGGAGGAUUCAAGGCUCAGGUCUCUAUGAAACUUCCUCCGGAUUACAACCCAACACGGUUCCAGAGCUACCCUAUGCUGGUUUAUGUAUAUGGAGGCCCAGGAUCCCAGCUUGUCAGUGAUCGAUUCCGAAUUGACUGGGGUGACUACUUGGCCUCCGAGCGAGGAAUCAUCUAUGCUUCCAUUGAUGGUCGCGGCUCAGGCUACUCUGGCGAUAAGCUACUCCAUUCUCUGUACUAUGGCCUUGGAACAGCUGAGGUUGAUGACCAGAUUGCAGUGACAUCAGCUCUGCAGAAGUCCUUCCCAUUCAUUGAUUCUUCCCGAACGGCCAUUUGGGGAUGGUCCUACGGCGGUUAUGUAACUGCUGCUGCCUUAUCAAAGGAUGUAAACAAUGUCUUUAAGUGUGGUAUAUCAGUUGCACCUGUGACUUCCUGGAUCUAUUAUGAUACCGUAUACACUGAAAGGUAUAUGGGUCUCCCUACGCCUGAUGAUAACCUGCGUGCUUAUGACGCCUCAGACAUAACCAGAAAUGUUACAAACUUCAGAAAUAAAGAAUUCUUCCUUAUACACGGUACUGCUGAUGACAAUGUGCAUUACCAACAGUCUAUGAUGUUAUCCCGAGCAUUAGAAGUAAAUGACAUUCUGUUCAGAUCACAGAGCUACCCUGACGAGAACCAUGGUCUGGCAGGAGUCAAGAGGCAUCAUUACCACAGCAUGGAAGACUUCCUGAAUGACUGCUUCAACAAGGCAUAAUCAUCACUUCUUUAAAAAUGAUGUCUGUGUAAUAAUUUC
Penaeus vannamei (Pacific white shrimp) is the source of this 2493-nucleotide messenger RNA. The record is from RefSeq and is a predicted model, not a curated record. Lineage: Eukaryota; Metazoa; Arthropoda; Malacostraca; Decapoda; Penaeidae.